GAAACGGUCGUAUGGAUCAUACGGUCGUGUGGAUUAGGUUUAUAUUGCACGAGGUUGCAAGAAGGGAACAAUUAAACAGACAAUCAAGACAAAAAGUAUAAAUCAGUACAUAGAACAAAAGUAAAGUAGAGGCAGGAAUAUACAUAAAAUUGUACAAAUAAUAGCUAUAGAUGUAGGUGAUAUAACAAGCAGCUUUGCAGAGGAGACAUACAGUGUAGUUUUGAUGAGCUUACAGUUAGAUGCUCUGCAGGCUUCCAGCAGCAGGUCCUGCCUCGUCCUGCAUCAUCACACGCAGGACUGCGGUGUCUCCCGGUGACACCGGCUCCACCACAUGUGGGUCUUUUGGCACGGUCAUCGAUACGGGCUGCUGGGCACUUUGAGGGCCCGCUAAUCUUGUUCCCAGCGCUGGCGCUGUCAUCGUGUGGCAGAGAGGGGAUGUCCAGCAUGUCACCGGUGUGUGGGGAGGCCAGGACCGCAGUCUGUUGGUUUGUCAGCACCAGGACGCGUCAUGAUAAGGAGCAGAUAGCGACCACCCAGUCCCAGCCAGCAUCAGAGAGCCGCCUGGCGCAGGGUCAAUGCAAGUCAGGCCUGCUUCCCUGUGCUCCUCUCGUCAUACUUUUCACAAAGAGGCAGUGACUUUCUGUCCUCUAUUUUGCUGAAGCCCUUCAAUGUGGGGGCACCACUGAUUAGUGGCAGAAUUGUCUGUUAUGACUCACAUUUCUGAUACAGUGGGGCUGCGGUACACGGCACAGGAAGUGACAUCAUACCGUGGGUGAAGAAGAGCAAACAAGAACAAACUCCCACUAAUCAAGAGCAAACCUGUUUUUUUCCAGUCCUGAAACUUUUAUCCAGCUUUUACCCAGAAUCCUCUGGAAAAGUAAAACAAACACAGAGACUGAGGAAUGUCUGUUAUACAUACGUUAUUCUGCUUAACCUUUAUGGAUAAAUUAACAUCCUCUGCUGUUUCAGAGAAGAAAACUGUGUGAAGGUCAUAAAUGUUUAUAAAUAGCAUGUUAUGGGCGGUGGACAUCAACAGUAAGCACAAUUCGUCAGAGUAACUAUAAACAUAUGGGGCAGUUUCAAUGUGAACGUCUAAUUAUUUUUCCAGGCAUACAUGAUGAAAUCAGCCUCAAAGUAAAUGAAAAGGAAGAAAAGAGCUGAGUGAACAAACCUCACGAAGCAGAACUUCCUCAUUAUUCCUCAGAAAAACAGCACUGGACUCUCACAAGGUCUGUCAUUAAUAAACUGUAAUUGCCGAUUAAGUUGCUGUUGCAUUUUAAGAAGCCGGCAUGAAGGGCAUAAUGUUUCUCUUCUGUGGCUGUGAAAAUCGGCCCAAAGGUCAAAACUCAUCAAGAUGUGAUUGAGGUCAAAAGUAUCACUUUACUGGCCUGCUGUAAGAUGUAAGAAAGGUUACUGAAAGGGGGGAGGGGGGUCCCAUGUGGACAGCAGGUGACACAGUCGUUAAGGACCUCGAUUUGUGGACAGACUGCUGGAGACCAAAAGCACAGGAGAGAUGUUCCUCCUCUACUCUCAGGACACCACCCGAAAUUUCCAAACAAGCACCUAAUCCUGCUGCCCACCUGACGUCAAGGCGUUCAUUCUGGACAUGUUUGCAGCCUUAGUGUGUGUGAGGGCUGAAAUUGCAAAAUAUUCUCCCCACAAAAGGCAGGUGUGUGUGUCGUGUUUAUUGCACUGCUAAUGAACCUGCAGCGCUGUUGCUUUUGCGAUGCUCACAAAAGCGCUAUUGCACAAUUCUGCCGGGAAGAGAAAUCUGAACUUUGGUUUGGUGUGACUGUGGGUCAGGCCUCAGGGCCGAAUUCUCCUGUCCUGUCACACCUUCAGGUCUGUGCUGCUCAGGUGUUUUUGUCCAUGGGGAACAGAACUGCCCCAGCAGGAUGAGAACCGGCUGGGAUACACUUUCCGGGAUGCAGUCGGCCCUUCAGGCAAACAGCCACACCUGCCAAGUGGGAACUCCUGGCUUUCCUCUGAAGCCGGCCCUGCUCAGUCCGUUCGCGGCACUCCUAACCUUUUCACGGCCUGUGCUCUCACCGCCCUAGUGGGAACCAGCCUGAAGGACCCCUCUACCGAGAUGCUCACUCAAUUGGUCUUUUUGCAGCCGUCUAGAGAGCUGCCUGAAGGGGCCGCUAUCAGGCAGGAAUUAAAGUCCAAAAGGAGAACUACUUUUUGUUGGUGCUGGUGUGACUUUAUCUUUCAUGUGUAACAGACCACAGUAGUCAACCUCAUCGUUCACAAUCAUGACACGUAUGUUACGUGUCUUUUAGUUCACACCCUGUAGGGAAUAUGUUUUACUCAAAGCACAUUGUUUGAAAUUGGUAAAUUCAUAAAAGAAGACUUUUUCUCAGCUACCCGAAGUACAGUAGCCUCAAAUCAUUAUUAAUUCAAGUGAACAGGAUUAUUGCGUCGAUCCAUAUUCGUCCACACUGGCCUGCAGGUCAAAAGGCCUCAUAUUCAUAAUUACGGGCACCUAUUGGACCACACGGCGUUUUCGCGUCUCUCCUGCCACCUAGCGGCGGUGGCGGUACUCGCACCCGGGAUGAGAUGUAAUCAGCCGGACAAAGGAAGGAUGCGCUGCUUGAAUCUGGACCAAAGGCGGCGGCGCUGAGAGAACGAGCUCCCCAAAGCAUCACACGGAAAGAAAACGGCCUUCGACUCCUUAUUUGUACUAUUUAGGACAUUUUCAGGAAACGAGGUUUAUUCUCCGAAAUUAAUUAUUUGAUUUGCAAAUCCAGUGCGUUUUUCCCUUGGUGACCCGGUGAAAACUAGGAGCCCGGGGCAUUAAUCGCUGGAAAUCAAAGCAAUGGAGGAGAGGAGAUUGGGAAGGCGACACCAGAGCUGACUUUGAUGGCCAUCGUCAUCUUCUCGGUUGUAUCUGCGCACUUCUCUCUUCUAGCGCGCGUCACACGCCCUUUAUUAUAGGUGAAAGUCUGUUGAUUUGGACGUGAAAUAAUACCGGGGGAAAAUAGAAAAAAAAAUAUUUAAAAGAGUAUUCGAUUUUAAGGUUUUUAAGCGCAAGAGGACGUGAGAGACGCGCUUGUGCCUGGAGCAUGCCGGAGCUGACGGUGCGUUCGCUGGCCGCUGCCUGCCUGCAGCUGGCCGACCUGCCGCGGCUGCUGUCGGCGCUGCUCGGCGGCGCGCUUCUUCUCGGCGUGCUCUGGAUCGGCACCAGAAAGCUGCGUGGAGGCCCCACGGACAAAGUCCCAGUCGGGGACAGCUGGCAAAUAUCCACUUUCCCAGUGUCUGGGAGAAGAGACGGACAGGAGCCGACGAAGAGAAAGAGGAAAGAGAAGGACGCACCGGACCAGCUGAACGGAGCGGCCCGCAUGGCCUCACCUGAGGACGCCGACGCGGAGAGCAGCAGGAUGCAGGACAGCAGGAUGCAGGACAGCAGGGCAUUUAGGCCUAAGAAAAAGAAGGUGAAGACUGAUGAUGAGGAGAGGAGCACUUUUCUGCCAAAGGAUCGCUCUUCCUCCAUGGAGCUCAGUGAGGAGGAAGACUCUGGGAAGUGGGAGAGGAAGAUGAGCAGCAAGGAGAAGAGGCAGCUGAGGAAGGAGCGGAUGAAGAGGAAGGGAAGCAGCAGGCCGGACCCAACUGUGUCAGAGGCCCCUGGACUGCAGAGCAGGAAAGCCCGCCCCCUGGUGGACAGUGUGAACUCCCUAAGCACUGGGCCUCGCAGGGACUCCAGACCCCAUGAGUUGGGGAAGACGGGCCGGCAGGCAGUGGAAUGGGCACCCCCUGCUGGGCUGGAGGAUGACAUCUUCUCCCACGUAGGCACAUGGAACCUGAAGGAUGUAGUGACAGAGCGGGUCACCUUUGGGACCGUCCCCGACAUCAGCUACAACAGCUCCCCACAGCCCAGUCCGUCCAGCAGGAAGUGGCGCAUGCAGAUGACAUCACUGAACAUGGAGCAGGCCUGGCUAGGCUUAGACCCCCUGGACAUGGAUCAGGCCUCGGAUUGGAAACCCCCCAGGGAGGAGUGGGGUAACUGGCAGGGGGACAGCAUGACGCUGCCUCACAAUGGGGUCCAGAGUCCAGGAGCUGGGAGGAAGCAGAAGGAUCGCAUGGAGGUCUGGGUGCCGCCGGAGAGCAAGGUCACGCCAGACCAGCUGCUUACCGAUGACAGUAACACUAAGAAGCACCGGAGGAAGAAGAGGGGCGUGAGGAAGACGACCUGACGUCAUUGCAGUGCCACACAGAGAGGAGCGUGAGCCAAAAAUGACAAUGCUGUCCUGGGGUGUGUGCACAACACUGUCACGGAUUGUCACAAUGUGAGAGAGAGAGUGAGAGAGAGAGAGAGAGACAAAGAGAGAGAGGGAGAGAGAGGAGGUGAAGCAGAGGUAGAGAGUGGAGCAUCCCUGGCCUACAUACUGAACUCGGGGCCAACAUGUAAACGACGUUCAGGCUCGAGACCCGCAGAGAGAGAAGCAGUGCAGUGUGGGUAAUGUUCUCUGAGACCACAAACUAGAAUCUCAUAGCCAGCAUGUGCUGGGAUCUGACAGACGCCUGGGUGAGGGUAGGACACCACGCCCCCCCCACCACCAUCCAUCAUCCUCAUUCCCUCACAUAAACAUCCAUAUAUAUUUUUCAUUUUUAAAUAAAAUUUAAAUUUGUUGUUAGAGAUGGGUGAACCUGUUACUCUUUACGACUUUUUGUAUCAAGUUUCCCCCAUGAAUAACUUUGUGGCACAAUUUCAAGUUUUUUUUAAAUGCUUGGAACCACGGGACAGAGACAUGGAUCCACACGGCCCCCAGGCAGCGGUGCUGCCGCCCAGGGUUAUCUGGGUCUGUGCGCUGUGCACAUGGCAUGCUGUGAGGAUGACUCAUCCCGGCAAAGGCAGUGAGCACAUGGAACUGAAGAAGAAACAGUUUGCAGUGUGAUUUCUGCCUGUGGUACGAGAUAUCCAUGCAGAUGUUUUAAGAGCCUCUACUGACAUGCCAGACUGCAGUCAGUGUUUUUCCCAUGUUGCCCUCAGCUUUUGGAGGUCAUGCAUCUGACUUUGGCUCGCUCUCAUUUCCCACGUUCUCCUGGACUGUCAUUUCCUCCUGGGGGUGGGUGUGUUUCAUAUUCUCCCGCUCAGAUUUUGUGUCUUGACUUUAAAUUCACCAUCAUUUACAUUCUGCUUAUCAACAUAAACUGCAUGAAUUUCCAUCUAAUGACCCGCCACCAGUUGUGUUGGUCUGAGGUCAGUGUUUAAACAUUGUAGUCUAAUGGAACGUGUUGAUGCUGCAGAUACGCGUACAGGAAGGAGGAAGGUCUCUUCCUGCCGCUGCGGGCACAGCCACUGAAUCAUCACUCUCUCACAUGUCCAAAGGACCUUUCUGGGAAAACUUGCAUAAUCCCACAUUUCUUAAAACCUGGCCUCCAUUUGUAAAGUUUAUGUACAAAAAACAUCUGCUCUUAAAAUCCACUACAUUUAGUCGAGACCCGUUCAGCAGUCAGCUGUCUUAAUAAUAGGGAUGAAUCCGCAGCUACUUUUUCUUGCUCUGGCAGUUAAAAUCGUUCUUACAUAUGGAGUGCAGUCACAGUUUGAAGUCACGACGCACACGGCGUUGUCAGUAAAUGACAACCUUGCUGUAAAAUGCAGUAGAUAAGGAGACCUAAAAUAGCUCUUUAGAUGAAAGUCCCACAGUGCGGUUCAUCGCUGGAUUCAGCCUUCAAUGAAGUUUGAUGGAAACUCUAACAGGGGUUGAAGUCCCUUUAAGUCCAUCCUGAUAACAGGUCCAGUCCACAGCUGUUUGCUUUCAUGCAGAUGCAGAACAAAUCAAAGGAAGUGGAUUUAUCAAGCUUUCUGCUGACUGCAUGUUCACUAGCAAAGUUUUGUACCACUGGGAAAAUUGGACAUAGGACAAUACAUUAACAUUAUCAUCGGUGUUCAUUCAGACUGAAAGGCAUAUUUAUGUCAUCUAACAUUUACCUUUGAUGAGAAUUUAGUGUUUAUUUUACGUUUGACCUUUCUCGUGAAUAAAGAAGUAGUUUCCAUUAUUUCUGUUAUUUUAGGCAUUCGGCACUAUAAAAGAGUAUUUUGUAGAAGCUAUUAUUAUACUAAGUUACUACUUGUACCAAGUUUUAGAAAGUUUAAAAAUGUUAUUGGUGCUACGUUUAUUUAAAUAAAACGUCUUUUCAUCACAA
Molecule: messenger RNA, 6147 nt
Organism: Paramormyrops kingsleyae
Lineage: Eukaryota; Metazoa; Chordata; Actinopteri; Osteoglossiformes; Mormyridae
Biological process (GO): positive regulation of angiogenesis; regulation of transcription by RNA polymerase II; negative regulation of apoptotic process
Cellular component (GO): nucleus
Molecular function (GO): transcription coregulator activity
Source: RefSeq, a predicted model, not a curated record